AUGGGGAACCACACAAAAGUGACAGUGCUCAUCCUAGCAGGUCUGACUGAUGAUCCACAACUGAAGGCGGUGGUAUUUACCUUCCUGCUGCUCACCUACCUGCUCAGCAUCACCGGCAAUCUGAUCAUCAUCACACUCACCCUGCUGGAUACUCACCUCAAGACCCCCAUGUACUUCUUCCUUCGGAAUUUUUCCUUUUUAGAAAUUUCCUUCACAACUACAUGCAUCCCUAAAUUGCCGGUGAUGAUGGCAACUGGGGACAAAACAAUUUCCUAUAACAGUUGUGCAGCUCAAGUGUUUUUUGUCUUCCUUCUCGGAGCAUCUGAAUUUUACCUGCUGGCAGCCAUGUCCUAUGACCGCUAUGUUGCCAUCUGUAAGCCCCUGCAUUACACAGCCAUCAUGAGCACUAAAAUCUGCACACAGCUUCUCUUCUGUUGUUGGCUUGCUGGGUUCUUUACCAUCUUUAUACCUCUCCUCUUGGGCCUAAACCUUGAUUUCUGUGACUCCAACACUGUUGAUCAUUUCUAUUGUGACACAACUCUCAUGCAGAUCUCCUGCUCAGACACACGGCUCAUCGAGACAAUGGGAUUCAUUUCUGCUUCAAUGACCCUUGUGGUCACGUUAGUAUUGGUGAUAAUAUUAUAUACGUACAUCGCAUUAACAAUUCUAAAAAUCCCUUCAGCUAAUCAGAGGAAAAAAGCUUUUUCAACAUGUUCUUCUCACAUGAUUGUGAUCUCCCUUUCUUAUGGCAGCUGCAUCUUCAUGUAUGUUAAACCAUCAGUGAAACAGAGAGUAUCUUUUUCCAAAGGAAUUGCAGUGCUCAAUACCUCCGUUUGCACCACUUUGAACCCUUUCAUCUACACCUUACGGAACCAACAGGUGAAACAAGCGUUCAUGAAUAAUAUACGGAGGGUUGUUUCUCUCUCAAUCAAAUGA
This is a messenger RNA of Manis pentadactyla (Chinese pangolin), 936 nucleotides long. RefSeq names its product olfactory receptor 6C74-like. The record is from RefSeq and is a predicted model, not a curated record. The transcript has a single exon. Gene Ontology annotation, molecular function: olfactory receptor activity; G protein-coupled receptor activity. Gene Ontology annotation, biological process: G protein-coupled receptor signaling pathway. NCBI's taxonomy places the organism in Eukaryota, Metazoa, Chordata, Mammalia, Pholidota, Manidae. Gene Ontology annotation, cellular component: membrane. The coding region runs from base 1 to 936 and encodes 311 amino acids.